AAAGAAGAAGAGGGCGUUGACAGUUUUCAAAUUUUUAAGCCGACCAAUCCUUUUAAUAAUUAUUUUAAAUUGAUAUUUUUCAAGCAAAAACAAUCAAUUUGUUCUUGAUCAUACACACACAAACCCGCAGUAAUGAGUUUUCUAACAAGAACUGUCCUUGGUUUAUCACUGCUCUGUAUUUUUAUCGAUAUAUGUUACGGAAUCAAAUGUUGGGACUGCAGAUCUGAUGCCGAUUCCAAAUGCUCAGAUCCCUUUGACAAUACUACGUUCGCAAUAACAGAUUGCGAUCAGAUCAAGCCGAUAUCCUAUAUUUAUGACAAGUACGAUAUUCGAACGCAGAAAAGCACGAUAUGCCGAAAAAUUAGGCAAAAAGUUAAUGGAGUAUGGAAGUAUUUCAGAAGUUGUGCCUUCUUAGGAGAAGUAGGAUUGAAAGGAGAUGAAAGGUUUUGUCUAAUGAGAACCGGUACGUACAAUAUCUUUAUGGAAUAUUGUACAUGUAACAGUAAGGAUGGUUGUAAUACGUCAUCCCACGUAAGUAAUUCUAAAAGGUUACUUAUUUUUUCUGUAAUAACGCUGUAUAUUUUAUAUAAAACUUUGUGAUUAAUUAAAUAAGUUUAGUGAUUAAUUGAAUAAGUGUACAUAUCUAGCUUAAUUGAUUUUUAAGAUGCCUUAUUAGUAUAUUAGAUCUGACACCAAACUGUAUUAUUCUGAUAUUAUGUGAUCAAAAAGUUUAAAAUAUCCAGUUGACUUUGAUUUAAGACAGUUAAAAAAUACUAAUACCAUUUUCCAAUUGUUUUUCUGUCAUCAUACAAAGGAAGUUUGACAUAAAACUUUUUGAUCAUACUGUAUAAUAUAAUGUAAUGUAAUGACUGAUAAUGUAAGAGCUAUAUCCGUCCAUUUUUAUACUUAUAUUUUAUACAUAUACACCUGAAAUAAA
This is a messenger RNA of Sitophilus oryzae (rice weevil), 937 nucleotides long. RefSeq lists its product as uncharacterized. The transcript is spliced from 3 exons. Lineage: Eukaryota; Metazoa; Arthropoda; Insecta; Coleoptera; Curculionidae. The coding region runs from base 133 to 600 and encodes 155 amino acids. Gene Ontology annotation, biological process: regulation of synaptic transmission, cholinergic; sleep; positive regulation of voltage-gated potassium channel activity. The record is from RefSeq and is a predicted model, not a curated record.